AUGUUUUUACAUCUGUUUUUUGACUGUGUCCUGCUCAUGCUGCUACUGCUUACAAGUUCUUUGAAAGGGGCAUAUGUGUCUCAGGUGGGUCAGAAUGCUGAUCUGCCCUGCACCUACUCUCCAGCUCCCACUGAGAAUCUCGUGCCUGUGUGCUGGGGCAGGGGACCCUGCCCUGUGUUUGAAUGUUACAGUUUGGUGCUCAGGACUGAUGGAAGGAAUGUGACCUUUCAGACGUCCAGCAGAUACCUACUAAAGAGGGAUUUGCACAAAGGAGACGUGACCUUAACCAUAAAGAAUGUGACUUUAGCUGACAGUGGGACCUAUUGCUGCCGGAUCCAAUUCCCAGGGCUAAUGAAUGAUCGAAAAUCAAACCUGGAGUUGAUCAUCAAACCAGCCAAGGUCACUCCAGCUUGGACUCCAUGGAGGGACAUCACUACAGCCUUUCCAAGGAUGCUCACCACAAAGGGACCUGUCUCAGAGACACAGACACUGGAGACCCUCCAUAAUAAAAAUCAGACAGAAAUAUCCACACUGGCUACUGAGUUACAAGAUAUGAGUGCCACCACCACAACAGGCCUCUACAUAGGAGCAGGAGUCUCUGCUGGGCUGGCUCUGAUUCUUAUCUCUGGUGGUUUAAUUCUCAAAUGGUAUUCUGAUAGAAAAGAGAAGAUACAAAAUUCAAGCCUCAUCACUUUGGCCAACCUUUCUCCUUCAGGGUUGGCAAAUGCAGCAGCAGAGGGGAUUCACUCAGAGGAAAACAUCUAUAUCAUUGAGGAAAAUGUAUAUGAAGUGGAGGAUCCAUACGAGUAUUACUGCUCCGUCAACAGUGGGCAGCAAUCCUAA
Messenger RNA from Rangifer tarandus platyrhynchus (Svalbard reindeer), 843 nucleotides. The record is from the annotation of a GenBank genome assembly. Lineage: Eukaryota; Metazoa; Chordata; Mammalia; Artiodactyla; Cervidae.